ACAGGGACGGAGAGCUUAAACAUGAGUGCAGAAAAUAAUACGGCAGAAACAGUGACUGAUCAAACGGUACACACAGGCAACAUCAUCACCAUCCAUACCACACUUGGAGACGAAGAUGAAGAUGUGCACAGAUGUGGACGUUGCCAAGUGGAGUUCACCACCUUGGAGGCCUUCAUUCAGCACAAAUUGCAGAACAGCUGUCAGCGGGCCCAGGAGCUGGAGCACCCUCAGCUCACCAGUGAGGUUUCACAGGACGUCAGCCCAGAGCAGGUUGUGGUGAUUGAAGGAAGCUCUGUGGCCGCAACAGGAAUGGAUGACAGCGCCGUAUCAUCAGAGGAGUCUGACCGACUGCGGAACACGGUGAGGGGCCAUGCUGUUGCCACAGUCGGGCGUAGGAGGAGGAGCGGAGCAGCGAGGAGCCUGGGGCUCGAUCAGGGCAGAGCAGCUGAAGAGGUCACAAAGAUUCCCAUCAAAGUCAACGACGAGGGGCGCUAUAUCUGCCACAUCUGCGAGAAGACCUUUAAAACGCCAAACAUCUUAAGAACGCACCUGAGCACCCACAGUGAGAGGAAGAACUUCCACUGUAAACUGUGUGGGAACUCUUUCAGAACCAAGGGCUCUCUGAUCCGGCACAACCGCCGUCACACGGAUGAGCGUCCUUAUAGGUGUAAUCUGUGUGGGCUGUCCUUCAGGGAGUCAGGGGCUCUGACCAGGCACCUAAAGUCCAUCACUCCCUGCACAGAGAAGAUCCGCUUUAGCCAAUGCAAAGAGAUUCUUGUCAACAAGGACGGGAUGCAGAAAGGGCUUAAAGGUGAAGAGCAGCUUCCUGUGGUCAGUGUGGUGGACAGCUCUGAAGAGGUCAUCCAUGAGGUUCACAUGCAGGUGGAAGUGGACAGCAGUGAGCAGGCUCAGCAGGAGCAGCGUGACACUGUGUCAGAGGCUGAAGGGGACAACCUGAUCAGCCAGGCCAUAAUUAACUCUGGCAUCGCCCUGGAAACGGAGAGGGCUGAGCAGGCCGAGGGCAAGUCUCCUGUGCAGCCGCUGCAAAACCAUGAAGCUGACAGCAGGCUUACUGAGAUCCAGGUCACAGAGGAGUGUGUAGAACUGGAUGCUGAAGAAGCAGUGGAACCUAUGGAGAAACAAAGUGAACCCAGUUCUGCAAAAAUCCACAGAUGUCCUCACUGUAAUCGGGCUUUCAAGGCUUUGAACUACCUGCGGGUGCAUGUGAAAGGUCAUCUUGGUUUCAAGCCCUUUAAGUGCACAGUGUGUCAGAAGGAGUUCCUCACGGGGUACCUGCUGAAGAAACACAUGGAGGCGCACCUGAGCGAGCGGCGCUUCAAGUGCGGGGAGUGUGGGAAACUCUACAAGACCAUCGGCCACGUGCGCGAGCACAUGAGAGCGCACUCCGACGAGCGCCCUUACCACUGCAACCGAUGUAACAAGGGCUACAAGACCAAGAAUGCCCUGCAAGUGCACCAGCGCACACAUGCACAGGUCAGGCCUUACGUGUGUCAGUACUGUUCUCGAGGGUUCAGGGAGAAAGGCUCUUUAGUGCGCCAUAUUCGCCAUCACACUGGUGAAAAACCCUUCAAGUGCUUCAAGUGUGGUCGUGGAUUUGCAGAGCACGGAACACUUAAUCGACAUCUCCGUGCCAAAGGGGGAUGCAGUGGGGGACUGAAGGAGUCUGAGCAGCCUGUGGUUGUAGAAGAGCAGCCAGCUGCCAACAGCAUGGCUGCCACCAUUAUCUCUGAGGACCCCCAUGCUGUGCUUGUGGAGUUCUCCUCAGUAGUGGCAGACACACAAGAGUACAUCAUCCAGGCUCCAUCUGAAGUGACAGAAACUGGCGGUGAAGUUCCACUCAAUAGGAAUGAGGUGGGCAGCCACAUCAUGAAGGUUGUCCAGCAGAUCGUCAGCCAGUCCCAGUCGGGACACCAGAUCAUUGUGCAGAACGUCUCCAUGGAUGAGAACGCAGCCAUCUCCUCGGACUGUGGUGACACCAUCACCAUCGCCACGCCAGAGAGCCUGACGGAGCAGGUGGCCAUGACGCUGGCCUCCGCCAUCAGCGACGGGGCCAUACUUACCACGGACGGGACGCUGGAGGCAGCGGGGGGCACGGUGACCAUGGUAGAGUCCCGUGACAUAGAGGUGAUGGAGCAGGCGGAGGAAUUUGUCAUCACUUCACCAGAGGAGGUGGAGAUACAGACUGUUAUUGUGCAGGAUUAAAAUGCAGUAUUUCUUUCACUGGCUGAUGGAAUACAGUUUUAUUCCCCUGAUUUGUUUUGUCUUGGGUUUGUUUCCUAAAAUUAGGUAUAUGGGAAAUGGAAAACCAUUUGAAAAAUUUUAGCCACCCAAAUUUUAGGUCUCAGAUCCAAUGAUUGGGGUGAUCUGAGGAUUUGAAAUUUCAGUAAUGAUAAAGAAAUUCUCCCUUGGCUCCAUCACCUAAUAAUGAUACCUAAAGAUUUUGAAUGGGGGAAAAAUGCCUACCCUUGGUAAGACUAUGAUGUAUCAACAAUCUACCUAGAAACAAGCACUGUUGGUUUGCCUAACAUUUCACCAAUAUUUAGAGCCAAAUGCUAGAAAUGUAUACACUGCUGUACUGCACUUGGAGCUGCCUUGAUACAGGAUUUCAGCUCGUGCAGGACUGCUUGCACAGUUCUGAAGAGGUCAUUAGUUCCUGUUACAGCAUGGCAACUGGGCCAGCCAAUGUGAGAAGAUAUUGAUGUAACAGUUGAAAGAUGAUGUUCUGUAUUUUUGUAAUGCAAAUAUACCAUUUUAUAAGAAUAUUUUUGUUGGGUUUUAAAAUAUUCUGCUUAGUAGUUUGGAUUUUAAUAUUCAGAAAUAAGUUGGAAGAGAUGCUUGGUUGCCAUUAACAAACCAUCGAACAGUUUACCUCUCAUAAGGACACAGGACAAAAAUUCAGUAGAUUAGCCUUCAGCUUACUGAGUGAGGCAUAUAAGCAUGCAUGCAUUUGUGCACACAUGUGUGAAAUGUAAGAUUGGAUUGGUUCCCCUGUGUGGAUGCCAGUUUCCAAAACCAUUUAUAUAGAGUUUCAGCACAAUUGGAGAUGCAAUUAUCUCCAGUUGGGAUUCAUUUGUCAGGCUAGUAGCAUCUGUCUAGUAGAGCUGCAGUCAUCUUCAAACUUUCAUAUCCAGAUCAGUUCAUCCCACCUUAAUGAAUGGUUUUUCGGACUGAGUCAAGUAGAUGUGUACUCUCCAACAAACAACUCUAAUAAAGUGGGCAUUAAUAAAGAGAGUACAGCUGUUAUCACCACUG
Messenger RNA from Megalops cyprinoides (Indo-Pacific tarpon), 3273 nucleotides. RefSeq names its product E4F transcription factor 1 (gene e4f1). The record is from RefSeq and is a predicted model, not a curated record. Gene Ontology annotation, molecular function: DNA-binding transcription factor activity; RNA polymerase II cis-regulatory region sequence-specific DNA binding. The coding region runs from base 22 to 2223 and encodes 733 amino acids. The transcript is spliced from 14 exons. Gene Ontology annotation, biological process: regulation of transcription by RNA polymerase II. Lineage: Eukaryota; Metazoa; Chordata; Actinopteri; Elopiformes; Megalopidae.